AUGGAGCAGCAGAUGCUCGUACCGAAGCGCUCGGCAAGGUGCCGCGUCCCGUCGUGCAGUGCGUGGAACGGCAGUCGGCUGAAGACGCCAUCACCGACGAACAUCAGCCCAGCCGCACCGCAGAGGUCCGCCUCCAGCGGAGCAAUGAAGUUGUCGUGCAGCAGCCGCAGGCAGUACAUGGUAUCGGUGCGCAGGGACUCUACCCGCUUCGCGUUGUCAGCACUCUGCUGGAAGUCAAAGGCGACCUUUGAGUACAUCUGCGGCCACAGCGGUGUGUCGCCGUAG
Messenger RNA from Trypanosoma grayi, 285 nucleotides. RefSeq lists its product as hypothetical. Lineage: Eukaryota; Euglenozoa; Kinetoplastea; Trypanosomatida; Trypanosomatidae. The coding region runs from base 1 to 285 and encodes 94 amino acids. The record is from RefSeq and is a predicted model, not a curated record. The transcript has a single exon.